AUGGCGUCAUUCAUUUUUAUUCACUUUAAUUUUUCAAGGAUUUACGGUGCUCCACCAUCGGUCGAUGUUUCACCGGAAAGAAUCAUAUUGUUAGAGAACAAACCAUUGGAAGUCGUUUGUCGCGUUGGCGUACCCAUAACUUAUUGUAGAUUUGCCGUACCUGGAGUAUCAAGUGCAUUAAAUUUGAGACCGAGUAUACCCGCCCACGAAGGUAUAGAAUAUUUCGGAGCCGGUCUUGAUAAGGGAGAAUGUGGAAUGUUAAUAAGAAACGUAAAUCCCAAACACAGUGGUAUAAUACAAUGCACCAUGGGAUUUACAGACGAGCCAACGGAAAGCAUAGGAAAUUUAACUCUCAUCGUUGCAAAGGCUCCCGAUCCACCACUUUUAUUCGUUUCUCCAAGUUCAACUUAUGGCAAUUCAUAUUUAGAAGGUGAAACAAUACAAGCAACGUGUAAAAUAAGCAACGCGAGACCGAUAGCAAAUAUUUCUUGGUACUUGGGCACAGAACCAAUUUACGAUCGCCUUAGUCCAACGAUAACGGAAGAAGAAAACGGUUUGAUGAGCAUAAGUCAAAAUUUAUCAAGGCAAAUAACUUAUGCCGAUCACAAUAAGGAUCUCAAAUGUGUUGCCGGACACAUAGCAUUAGGCCCCGGAACCAUAAAUCAUUCAAUAUUUAAACUCAAUAUAAAAUUUCCGCCGAAACCGAAAUCGCAAGAAUUAGAAAAAUUUGGAUUCACAAUCGGACAACCUGGAAAAAUAAUCGUGACUUUUCAAGCAAAUCCCAUACCUGAUAUCAUAUGGAAAGUCGAUCAAGAUAGUUUGAAACCAGGCACGAGAGAUAGAACCGGAAGAUUCGAAGCUGGAAUUUUACAACAUAAGGGCGCAGGUACAUGGGAUGCCACAUUGAUAAUAAACACGGUACGAGCGGAAGAAGUUGAAAAACGUUACACGCUCAUAGCACAAAACGAAUUGGGACGUGAAACAUAUAAAGUAGCCAUUUCAACGAGUCCGGAACCACCGACCAACAUCACUGCCGGAGCUAUAGUAGGCAUAGUUGUAGCCGUACUCGUUAUAUUAUUAUUAAUAUUCAUGCUUAUAUUUGCAAGAGCAACAGGACGAUGGUGUUUUGCCGCGGGAACAAAUGGGAAGAAAAGUUCAUCGGAAGUUGCUAUUGAAGAUGAAAACGAAGAAAAACGUCCCCCAUCUAUCCAGGGAAAAGAUGGCGUUUAUUCGAGCACAGAGUACAUAAACGGAAACGAUGGGAAAAAAAUCACAGAUAAAAUCAAUACUCCCGUUUAA
Molecule: messenger RNA, 1299 nt
Organism: Pediculus humanus corporis (human body louse)
Lineage: Eukaryota; Metazoa; Arthropoda; Insecta; Psocodea; Pediculidae
Product: Fasciclin-3 precursor, putative
Exons: 9
Coding region: 1-1299 (432 amino acids)
Biological process (GO): cell-cell adhesion
Cellular component (GO): cell-cell junction
Molecular function (GO): cell adhesion molecule binding
Source: RefSeq, a predicted model, not a curated record